Molecule: messenger RNA, 1117 nt
Organism: Abrus precatorius (Indian licorice)
Lineage: Eukaryota; Viridiplantae; Streptophyta; Magnoliopsida; Fabales; Fabaceae
Product: syntaxin-61-like
Exons: 7
Coding region: 111-851 (246 amino acids)
Biological process (GO): Golgi vesicle transport; intracellular protein transport
Cellular component (GO): membrane
Molecular function (GO): SNAP receptor activity
Source: RefSeq, a predicted model, not a curated record
ACUGAUAUGUAGAAUAAUCGAAGGGGAAAGGAAGAAGCAAAGCAAACGCUGUGGAAGUGUUGUUCUUCUUCUCUCUGAACCAUUCAUUCCUCUCUCAUUCACAUCAUAACAUGCCCUCUGCUCAGGAUCCAUUUUACGUUGUCAAGGCCGAGAUUCAAGAUUCUAUUGAUAAGUUGCAAUCUACCUUUCACCAAUGGGAAAGAACUUCUGAUGCUGUGGAACGAGGACAUCUUACGAAGGAGGUUGUUGCUGGAUGCGAAAGCUUAGAAUGGCAGGUGGAUGAAUUGGAUAAAGCAAUUGCUGUAGCAUCUAGAGAUCCUUCUUGGUAUGGCAUUGAUGAAGCAGAGGUUGAAAGCCGGAAGAGAUGGACAAACACUGCUCGUACUCAGGUUGGCACAAUGAAGAAAGCAGCAGAAGCUGGAAAAGGAUCAAGUACAAUAAACCAUGCUAGUGUAAAUGGGAUGCGUCGAGAACUCAUGAAGCUACCAAAUUCUCAUCAAACCAAUGCAUCCAACCAGUAUGCUUCCCAAGAUAAUGAUGAUUUCAUACAAUCAGAAUCAGAUAGACAGACGCUUCUUAUAAAGAGACAGGAUGAGGAAUUGGAUGAGCUUAGUGAAAGUGUACGGAGAAUUGGAGGUGUUGGACUUACAAUACAUGAUGAACUUGUUGCACAGGAAAAAAUUAUAGAUGAACUCGGUACCGAGAUGGACAGUACAACAAAUCGUCUUGAUUUUGUCCAAAAAAAAGUGGCAAUGGUUAUGAAGAAGGCUAGUGCAAAGGGCCAGAUCAUGAUGAUAUUGGGUUUGUUGGCCCUGUUCAUCUUCCUCUUCAUCUUAGUAUUCUUCACCUAGGCGUUGAGAUGGGACCAAAAUCUGCGCUGUUUGUACAUGAAAAGAGAGAUCAUUUUUUGUUGAGAUGCAAGAUUAAUAAUGGAAAUGCAUUUUGUCUAUUUCUGAGGUAGUAGAAAGUUCUGAUUGUGAUGAAAACCUGAAGCAAUGUACUUAAAAGGUUUAUAAUAGGAAUAUAGGAUUUUGAUUCUGCACACUUUGGAUUACGUAAAUGAUGUUAGUCACAUUCUUUGGUUAACAUAAAUCAUUUUAUGCUCCGUGUAAUGUUU